AGUCUCCUGGCCCUGCAGCCCUGCUCCCGCCCAAAGCAGGCGUGGCCCAGAGGCUCUCUCUCAAGGCGCCAAAGCUGGAGAGAAGAAGAAGGAGGACUGAGCCCCCAGGAGCACCAUGCCCAAGUGCCCCCGCUGCCAGAAGGAGGUCUACUUCGCUGAAAAAGUCACCUCCCUGGGGAAAGACUGGCAUCGGCCAUGCUUGAAAUGUGAAAAAUGCGGCAAGACCUUGACUUCUGGUGGCCAUGCAGAGCAUGAUGGGAAGCCAUAUUGUAACCAUCCCUGCUAUGCUGCAUUGUUUGGACCCAAAGGGUUUGGCCGUGGAGGUGCUGAAAGCCACACAUUCAAGUGAAGCUCAGGGCUGGAAGGAUGUGACUUGCUAUGGAUCCUGGCAACUUUAAAAGCAGCAAAUCCAAAAUGUUCUUUCUCUCAUCCUCUUGUAGUAAGCUAGCAUAUUAUAAAGGCUGUCUGAAGAUGUGUAAUUCCAAAUGCUGGAAGAUUUCCUGUUCUGGAUCAGUAGAGAAAUAUUAUGGGGUGGAGGUCAGGAAAUAUUUGCUAAUAAUAGCACUGGGAAUUUCCUGCAAAUGAAUUCCAGGGGGAAAAAAAGCUAAGCUUGCUUGUAGACCCUUUGCUCCAUGAUGGUGAUUCUGCCUCAGUAAUAAAAGCUUGAGUUUAAAUGGUU
Messenger RNA from Sceloporus undulatus (fence lizard), 679 nucleotides. RefSeq names its product cysteine rich protein 1 (gene CRIP1). NCBI's taxonomy places the organism in Eukaryota, Metazoa, Chordata, Lepidosauria, Squamata, Phrynosomatidae. Gene Ontology annotation, molecular function: zinc ion binding. The coding region runs from base 116 to 349 and encodes 77 amino acids. The transcript is spliced from 5 exons. Gene Ontology annotation, biological process: intrinsic apoptotic signaling pathway in response to DNA damage; regulation of gene expression. The record is from RefSeq and is a predicted model, not a curated record.